Molecule: messenger RNA, 1451 nt
Organism: Labrus mixtus (cuckoo wrasse)
Lineage: Eukaryota; Metazoa; Chordata; Actinopteri; Labriformes; Labridae
Product: trypsin-3
Exons: 6
Coding region: 63-854 (263 amino acids)
Biological process (GO): proteolysis
Molecular function (GO): serine-type endopeptidase activity
Source: RefSeq, a predicted model, not a curated record
UAACAGAGUCAUUAAUUCCAUCAUUAGAGUGUGUACUUAGUAUAUAUGCCACUAAAAAGUACAUGUUUGUUUCUGUACAACAGAUGAUUCGCAAAACUAUGAAUCUACUGCAAAGGACUACUGUGCUGUUGAUUUUGGCUUUUUCAGUAUCAGAGACAUUUGCAGCAAGGAUCAUUGGUGGUCAAGAGGUCGCACCAUACUCGAAGAAAUAUCAGGCCUCCCUGCAGUAUGGGGACAGGAGACACUACUGUGGAGGAACCUUAGUGCACCCUAUGUGGGUGGUGUCUGCUGCCCACUGCUGGAGACCGAGCAGUCUGAUAAAGGUGGUGUUAUGUGAACACAACCUGAAUAAAAAUGAAGGAUUCGAGCAGGUCAUUGAUGUCGCAGAGAUAUUUGUCCACCACUUCAAUCCCAAGACAUUCAACAAUGACAUCAUGCUCCUUAAGCUGAGUCGGCCGGCACAGCUGAACAAGUGGGUCCAGCCAAUUCCUCUGCCUGAUCAAAACACUCCAUCACUUACUCGGGACGUCUGCACAGUGAGCGGCUGGGGUGUGACAAACGUUUACAGCUACACCCUUUCUCCUGUGCUACGAGCUGUGGACGUGUCAAUAAACCCUUACUGCCAUUAUUACUACUGGCGGAUGAUCACUCCAAACAUGCUGUGUGCUGGAUCACGAUUGGGUGGAAAAGAUUCCUGUCAGGGCGACUCUGGUGGCCCCCUUAUCUGCAAUGGACACUUUGAGGGCAUUGUGUCCUGGGGUAUCAGCUGUGCAAACCCAUACUUUCCAGGAGUCUACACCAGAGUGAGGAAAUACAUCACAUGGAUAAACUGGAUUAUCGCUAAUAAAACAUGAAGGGCCCCAACAUUUCUUGAUGAGCAUCUUAUUCACGGCAAUAAUACCUAUGUCUGUUUAUUUUGAUUAAAUACUUUCCCUGUGUUUUAAGCAGCCAGGGUUAUUUUUUUUAUUUUUUUUUGUAGAUGUCAGGUUUCACUGAAAUGUAUUAUUACGCUUAUAAUUCAUUCAUUUUAAACAUUCAAUACUCCGAAAGAGAGACAUGAGAUACAGAAUCAAGCUAAUUAUUUUCACUAUUAUCAUCAAUAUUAUUUUAGUGGUAGUAUUUCAGUAAUAAUAGAGAAGAUAUUGAGUUGCAUUGAUGAAUAGAGCUGGGCAAUAAAAUUAAAAUCAAUAACAAUAUUACAUUUUCACUCAACACCCUUGUAUCAUUUUUUUUUAUUCACCCAUAAAAUCAAAUCAAUAUUUUUUUUUCAUGAAGAAAAAUAUGAAGAUCAAUUAAAGCUCUAGAACUGCUGUUUGUCACUAUUUCUGAAAGAGCUGCCUCUCAAUCUUUUGCUUCAUCAACAUAAGAACAAAACAUAGCAAUAAUAAGAUUUUCAAAUGGCAUGUCACAAGAAUCUUAAUCUUUCUUACAGAGUAAAACGUGGACCUAAA